Acanthoscelides obtectus is the source of this 2505-nucleotide messenger RNA. Lineage: Eukaryota; Metazoa; Arthropoda; Insecta; Coleoptera; Chrysomelidae. The record is from the annotation of a GenBank genome assembly.
GGUCAAUGAAAUUUGUCAUUGAGUCAUUCUGUAACUUCCUUUUUACGCGUUUUCAUCAAGACAUCGAGGUUUUUCCAUUUUCUAGUGCUUCUUGUUGAACCCAGCAUUCUUGUUCUAAAAGAAAAUUGUGAGCAGAAAUGGCGAAGCGACGAGCAGAUGAAGUCAACGAAUUAGAAGAGAAAAGGGCGAAGGUAAACGAGGCCCAAAAUGAGCAUCAUUCUGAUGCGUCCAUAGGUAAAAUCUUUAAACCUAUAAUCUAUUCAAUGGCUGCCAGCUAAAAAUGUUAAAGCAGGUGAUGAGAGCGACGUAAGAUCAUCCACGAGGCCCAAUUUUUCCUAACAGAGGAAUUUAUGUUGCAGUCGACAUCGUAGUGUUGACGUUCAAAUGUACGAUAGUUCACAAACAAGGGGCGCCAUUGAUAUUCCUAGGAAUUUUCCACGCAAAUCUGCACCAUUUUAUCACAUUUCAUACACGCGAGAUUCUAUCUCUGCAAUUAUAUUAUGAGGUUUGUGUAUGAUGGCUUCUGAGAAGCCUUUACAAGCAGUCAUUUUGUCUCCUGUGAAGGAUGACGUAGAGGUGUAAACAUCAAAAAAGUAUGUUAGAGAAGAAUGAUCUACCAUUUGAAUAGAUAUCCUCAAACAUGCAGAUCCAGAACUGCUGAAACUGCUGGGCGAUGAACCUUUGAGCGACGAAGUCGAAUACGGCCCUGAGGUUGAUGCCGAACUAGCUUCGAAAUGGACGGAGCACCUUAUUGAAGGUCUGGAGAAAGAUGAAAAAGAAUCUGCUAAAAAGAGAUACCCCAUACCGAAGAACAUUCCUGCCUUAAAACCACCAGCACUCAACCCAGAAUUGCAGAUGCUGGUAAACACUUCCGUCAAGAGGGAGGACAAGUUUUACGCGAACAUCCAAGAGCACCUGGGCAUCGGGAUGGCUGGCGUAGCCACAGCCAUUGACAAGCUGAUUAAAGGGCCACCUUCACCUGAAGAGAUCAAGGAAGAUGUGAUACCAGCUUUAUUGGGUUCCAGUUCUAUCUUAUGCCUUGCGUUUCGGAUGAUGUCCAACAGCAGGAAAUACCAUAUACACUCCAAGUUCAGCAGAUUUGUCAAGAAUGCUGUGAAGGAUUGCAGGUCAGAUGGUGAGUACUUGUUUGGAAAGAACAUGGCUGAAGCAUUGAAAAAUAUGAACGAAAAGAAAACUAACAAAAAGCCAGCGAAGGACGCACCAAAGGCUGAGGUGAAGGAAGAAGGAAACAAGGAUGUUUCAGAGACUCAUGAAGCUGAGAGCAUGUUGGAGGAGGCAGCAAAGCAAGAAGUCAAGGAAGAACCUGCUGCGGAUGAAACUCCAAUGGAAAGCAGCGACAUGGACAACGGCGUGAAAACUGAAGAGGAACAUGCAUCGACGACCGAAGAUACAUCAAUGGCUACAUCUCUUGGCGACGACAUCAAAGACUCCGGAUUUGGACCAGAUGUUCAUCAAGCUAUCGCAGCCAGGUGGUGCAAAUUCCUCCAGCAUGGUGUUGAGAGAAAGGAUAUCGACGAUUUCGCCAAGAAGUACCUAGUUCCGAAAAACAUUCCAUUCUUGAAACCGCCAAAGAUGAAUCCAGAGCUUAAAGAUAUCCUAAGAGAACAACCACGCAGCGAAGACCGAUUCAUGGUUUAUAUUCAGUUUAAGAUGGGCGUGGGCCUAUCUGCUAUAGCCGAAGCGGUUGACAAGUUGCUUACUAAUGAAGUAGGCCCUGAUAAUUUCAAGACUACCAUGCUCCCAUUAAUCGCAGAUGCUGGGAAAAUCAUGUGCGGAGCGUACAAUGCAGUGUCGGUGAAUAGAAAAUACUACAUUGAGAACAAGCUGGAAAAACCGUUCAAACAGGCGAUCAAAGAGAGUAUUCCAGACGAGUACAUUUGUGGUGCAGCUAUUGGUCUCACCAUCAAGCAGAUCCAGGAUAAUUUGCCUGGGGCACGCCCAAAAGAAAGAUUCCAUAGGGGACGUUCUGGUCCCCCCCGAGGACACUCGAGGGACAGGAACAGGUCAGGAGGUUGGAGAGGAGGAAGGGGCAACAGGCGCAACUUUUGGUAGAGAAAAGCCGUUUCAAAGCUAGCAUUAGGACAACCCUCAAUCUGCUACUUUCAGCGUUUUGAAAAGAGGUUCAACUUCAUACACAUACAGUUUUUUUCAUUUUCCAGUGUGAUGCAGUGUAUUUAAUUUCUUGAUCAUUUCUCGACAACUCCAAGUUGAAAAUACAUUAUCUAUAAAUAAAGAAUGUUUAAGCUAAUUUGUACUUUUUGUUUAAUAUAUAAAAAAUCAUAGUGCAUUUCUUCACAGACAAUUUCUCAUUCAAUUUUGGCGACUGCAGUGUUAUAAUUGUUUAUAUUUUGUUCUCACGUCGUAUUAUUUAGUUUUUGAUAUAUGAUGCAAUGUUUUAUGCCAAUCUAUAAUAGUGACAAAAAGCAAUGUUGGUUUGGAUGGUGUAUUUAUUAUUUUUACUAUAUUUUAAAUUUGUAGCAUCUG